Microsporum canis CBS 113480 is the source of this 1857-nucleotide messenger RNA. RefSeq names its product geranylgeranyl pyrophosphate synthase. NCBI's taxonomy places the organism in Eukaryota, Fungi, Ascomycota, Eurotiomycetes, Onygenales, Arthrodermataceae. Gene Ontology annotation, molecular function: prenyltransferase activity. The transcript is spliced from 9 exons. Gene Ontology annotation, biological process: isoprenoid biosynthetic process. The record is from RefSeq and is a predicted model, not a curated record. Bases 1 to 1857 code for a protein of 618 amino acids.
AUGACGUCCUUUGCGGUACCAAUCCCCGAAGAUAUCAUCAAGCAGUCAAAGGCUUUGACUCGCUUCCCUGUACUCGUCCACGCCAAUCAUUCUCUCUGCCUAGACAGGUCUUCUAGGCUCAAGGAAGAGUUCAAGGCUACCCUAAAUGUCCAACUGGAUGCAAAGACCAUUGACACUUUUCCACUGUUAGGCCCGGUUCACACUGUGGCUUUUAUUAUCCCCGGAUGUUUACCAGAAAGGCUGCCUGUACUGGCGGAAUUUGUGGAUUUUGCAGCCCUCAAGGAUGAGUACAAACAUUGGAAGAGUAUACCCCUCUCCGCCACAGCAACAUUCGUGCCGAACAUGUGGUGCUUCGGCCUUGGUAUCCACUUGACAAGGGAAGAGAAGGCAAAGUAUUCUGAGGUUGUCAACCUGGCCCUGACUUCAGCUGCUCUGGUCGAUGACUACUACAGCUGGCCAAAGGAAAUCAAGCAUCACAUCGAAAAGAAGCACUCCAAGGAGCCGUUGAACGCUGUUUCUAUUCUGAUGCGACAGUAUAAUUGCUCUGAGCCCGAAGCCCUUGCUAAGCUACGCGAAGAAUAUGUUUUCUUGCAAGAGAAACACCUAGCGCUCCUUCAAAAAAUUGAGCGGGAUGAAGGGCUUACUGAAACUCACCGUAAAUAUAUAACGGCAACGCAGCAUGCGGCUUCAGGUUCGGAGUUCUGGAGCAUCUUUGCCCGCCGUUAUCCAACUAAAGCUGGUUUAAAUCAGCCAGAGUGCGUUCUAGUUGGCGGGGAAUUUCAAUAUGAGACGGCUGACAGCGUUCCAUGCCAGUCAUCUUCGCCUUUGACCGACAAGAGUGCCACUUUCGCUAUUAACAGCGGCAUUGAUAACGUUAAUGCUAAGAAUACUAAUACCAGUGACGCCAAUGAUGUCCAUGAGAAUAGAACUAAUUCUACCCUCAAAGAUCAGGGAGCACCCCAUACACUCAACGAGAUUAUCAAACCCUCAGAUGAUAUUGUGCUCGCUCCAUACAAGUACAUCGCCUCAUUACCAUCAAAGAACACCCUAGCUGCGUUGAUUGACGCCCUUAAUUUAUGGCUGAAAAUACCCCAGCCCAUCUUGUCAACAAUCAAAAAGAUUGCCGACAUGCUACAUCAUGCGCUCGACGACAUUGAAGAUAAUUCUAAGCUUCGGCGCGGCAAACCGUCUACGCACUUGAUAUAUGGCGCCGCACAAACUAUAAACUCGGCCAACUAUGUCUUUGUCAAUACAUUUGCGGAGCUAAGCAAUCUCAGUAACGCAGCUGCCUCCGCCAUUUAUAUUGAUGAAGUACAGAAUUCUUUCUGCGGCCAGGCUUCCGAUUUGCAUUGGAAAUACCACUCUUGUUGCCCAACGGUUGAGGAAUAUAUGAUGAUGAUUGAUAACAAAACCGGAGCUCUAUUCCGGCUAUGUGUUCGACUUAUGCAAGCUGAAUCCGCUGCCCCCAAUAAAUUCGUGACUCUUCUCGGUCGGUAUUACCAGAUCCGAGAUGAUUACCAAAAUCUUGCUUCUAAAGAGUACACUAAAUUCAAAGGUUUUUGUGAAGAUCUUGACGAAGGGAAAAUGUCUCUCCCUUUAAUAUACACUCUUCAGCACCCGGGUGCUCAUCAAAAGGCAAUUCAGGGCGUCUUGCAGCAUAAAGGCGCAGAUGGGUUGCCCUUGGAAGUAAAAAGCUGGGUAUUAGCGUACAUUCAAGAGACCGGAUCUUUAAAGUCCACACUUACGCUGAUUCAUAAAAUGCAACAUGACUUACUUGACCAGCUGAGCAUUUUAGAGCAGGGGUUUGGGUCCCGAAAUUUCAUUCUCCAAUUGUUGCUACUGAAGUUACAGUUUUAA